GGGUGCCAGUGGACAGAGCUCUGGCUGGGCCAAGGGAGAGCAUGAGGGCCCCCCAAGCACUCCUGCUGUGCUCUUCCUUGGCGGUGCUCUUCCAGCCCGGGGCCUGCCAGCCCUACCUCCGCCUCAGGCCCUCCCCUAGUGACAAUCUGCCCAUCAAGGACAUCAUUGAGCAUCCAGACCCGGAGUAUGACCCCAAGGAGCAAGAUCUGGACGACCGGACUUUGCGUAAGAAGUUGGGGAGCAAUUUUGACCCCGCUUUCAUGUCUGUGGCCGCCCCAGCCCAGGUGAACCUCUCCAGCCCCGACCCGCUGCACAGGGUCAAGGCGCCAGGACCAUUGCCCAGCGAGCUGAAAAAGUUGGAGCUGGGGGAGACGCCUUACGGGGCUAGGCUCAAGAUGGGCAAGAAGGCCCGGAGGAAGUUCCUGCAGUGGCUGUGGGCAUACACCUACUGUCCGGUGCUGUACACCUGGAAGGACUUGGGCAUCCGGUUCUGGCCUCGUUACAUCAAGGAAGGGAACUGUUUCUCGGAGAAGUCUUGCUCCUUCCCUGAGGGCAUGUACUGUAAGCCAGUCAAGUCGGUCACCAAAACCUUCUUGAGAUGGUACUGCCAAGGGUGGUCGAGGCAAAAAUAUUGCACCUGGAUUCCCGUACAGUACCCAGUGAUUUCAGAGUGCAAAUGCUCCUGUUAGCUUCCCCGUUUGGGGGUGCUCUGGGUGUGUGUGAUGUCUGUUUAGGUGUGGCUCAGCUCCUGGGGUAACUUCUGCUGGAAACCACUCUGUGCCUUGGAAUGGGGUGGAACGGGCCCCGUUCUUCCAGCUGCACGUGGGGCCCCGUCAAUGAGGCUUAGGAUCCAGCCAGUGUCGGUGGCAGAUACGGCAGGUGACGGUCAUCUUGCAGCCCCAAAGAAUCAGAUCAUCUGGUCAAGAACUGGGUGGUCUCGUGGCACUCCCUACACACAAAAACACGGACGUGCAUUCACAAGAGACGUUGCUGAUUCGUUUCUCUGCCCUCUGGUUCCGCCCCCACCCCCAGCAGCCCCUUGCACUGUGUUUUUUUAAAAAAAUAAUUAUUUUAUUUUAUUUGAAAUGGGGAAAACAAAACCCAAAAAGGAACUGCGGUGCAGGCCGGAGAAAAAGCUAAGCACUACGAGAUGUUUAUUUUUAUACAUAUAUAUCAUUCUAACAAAAAGUUACCAUCUUUGUAAAUAUAGAGAUUUUAAAAGGGGGAAAAAUUUCAGCUGUGUUUUUUAUUUUAAUUGUUAUUAUUAUUAUUGUUAUUAUUAUUAUUUGCUAAUUCAGUGAUGCAGGACCACAUUUUGAAUCCAACUCUUUAGGAAGUGGACAAUUUUUUCCCCAAAGCAACUGGGGAAGAUUUCCUCCCAAUAGAGAUGGUUUAUGAUACCCAGCCUACUCUGAGUCCCUUUAAGAUGUUUUAUUUCUAUUUCCUGUAAUUUUUUUCCCUUUUGAGUAUGUCAGCAAAUCUUCAGACUAAUUUUCAAAGUUCUCUAGGGUUUUUAAAAAAAAUCGUAUAUGGUUUAAGGAAAUUUUUUUAAAAGUAGGGAUUUAUGAAAAGAGUGGUGGAAUUUUUGUUUUGUUUUGUUUUGGAAUACAUAUAGUAAUGUAGAGAUGUUAAAAGACAUUUCUGGUGUACAGUUUAUUUAUUUUUGAUGUUUGUGUAUAGAAGAAGAAAAGCUAGAGAUUAUGCCAGAAAAUAUUGAAAAUGUUUACUUGAAUAUUCCUUCCGCAACAUAUCAGUGUACAUAUCAACCAUGACUGAUCAAAACAUUUUUAGCAAUAAACUCUGUCUUUGAAGAAA
Molecule: messenger RNA, 1815 nt
Organism: Heteronotia binoei (common prickly gecko)
Lineage: Eukaryota; Metazoa; Chordata; Lepidosauria; Squamata; Gekkonidae
Product: noggin-2-like
Exons: 1
Coding region: 42-689 (215 amino acids)
Biological process (GO): negative regulation of cell differentiation; negative regulation of BMP signaling pathway; osteoblast differentiation
Source: RefSeq, a predicted model, not a curated record